Messenger RNA from Closterium sp. NIES-65, 618 nucleotides. The record is from the annotation of a GenBank genome assembly. Lineage: Eukaryota; Viridiplantae; Streptophyta; Zygnematophyceae; Desmidiales; Closteriaceae.
AUGAGCAACGGGAUCCACAAUAGCAAUGUGAUGGUGGGAGCGCGUGGCACCAACAGUAGCCUUUUCAGCAGCUUUGCCACCAAUUCAGCGAGCGAUGCAGGAAGGAAGACAAAAAGCCCAGAGCGCCCCUCAGACCGCGCUACAGCCGCUCACAUGCAGCAGCAGCACGCCAGGCAGACCCCAAGUGAGUGCUACAGCCGGAGUGUGCUGGGGCCCACCAGUGCCUCGUAUGUGCAGCCGAACCCCGCCACUGCCAUAGGCGCUCAUUCAGGGACGUCUGUCCCAGCCAGUGCUGCCAUAGGGGCGUCUAUCCUGGGCCCUGCCAUAGUUGACCCACAUAUCCUGGUGCCAGAGGUGAGGGAGGUGAGGGUCACCCCCUGUGAUGUGCCGGCGCAAGUGGGCGGGGUGAGAAACGAGAGUGAGAGCAACGCCCGCGAGGGCGACGCGCACGACGAGUGCGGCACGGACGACGAGUGGCUGCCUCGGUGCCAAGGCAUUCGGAGUGGUUUGGCGCCGAACCAGAGGAUCAAGAGCCGGACCAUGGCGGAGCGGCGGAGGAGGGAGAGGAUCAGUGAGGGGCUGCAGAGGCUGAGGGCGAAGUUGCGGUUUUGCCGGUAA